GCUGUGGUCAAGAUGCUCCUGGGAAACGCUAGUGUCCAACCCACGAGGACAGAUUGUCUCGGCAGAACCGCAUUGUUCCUGGCUUCUAGAAUGGGGCAUCAUAAGUGGUUGAGAUGUUUAUUGACCAUCAAACCAGUUAUAGCCGUCCGGGUUCUUCAAGCGCCGCGGCCGUUGCCAAUUGAUCGUAUUGCUGGCUAUGAGCUACAUUUGAGGAUGAUCCUUGGGGAGGGCAUGGGUGUCUUCAACCUUUCGGCGGUCUUGAUUAUAAUGACAGGCUUGAGGCGCACCCCAUGCUCGUGGAAUAUAUGAGCACGAAAGGCCAUCGUAUCGCGUAAUUCCAACGCCCCUUUUUUGCACUUUGGGAAAGGGCAAGGGACUGGACGGCCUGCGUUCAUGCCCAGGUGGCCUUCGACAUGUUUCCACAUCGUGGUUGUCCGAGUGAAAGCC
Microdochium trichocladiopsis is the source of this 447-nucleotide messenger RNA. RefSeq lists its product as uncharacterized. The coding region runs from base 13 to 309 and encodes 98 amino acids. The transcript has a single exon. NCBI's taxonomy places the organism in Eukaryota, Fungi, Ascomycota, Sordariomycetes, Xylariales, Microdochiaceae. The record is from RefSeq and is a predicted model, not a curated record.